Chironomus riparius is the source of this 3656-nucleotide messenger RNA. NCBI's taxonomy places the organism in Eukaryota, Metazoa, Arthropoda, Insecta, Diptera, Chironomidae. The record is from the annotation of a GenBank genome assembly.
AAAGUUUGUAUAAAAUGAAAGAUUUUUGGCUACAAUUGCAUCAUUCACUAAUCAAGUGAUCCAACAAUCAAUCUUAUUCUGAAAAAGUUUAAAGUAUUAAUCUAAAAUAUAAAAAUUAAUUUUCUACAUUGAAAAAUAACAAGUUGAAAAAGAAUUUAUAAAUAAAAAUGGAUAGUAAAUCACCAAAACUUACAAUCGCAUCAGUUGAAGGAGGAAUUAUAUCACCAGAAAAGUUCAUCGAAACAUCUCCAGUCAACAAGUCACCAGCAUCUAUUUCACAAGAUGAAUCAUCAUGUGAAUCUAUCCAAAAAUCACUAAACUUCACUAACGAUUUAGACGCUCAUUUAAAGGAAGCUAGAAUGGAACGAGAUGAAGCUAUGGAAGAUCGUGAUCGACUGUUUAAAAUUCUUGAACGACGCAGCAUGGAAAUCGAGCGUCUUGAAGCUGAUUCGAAGGUAAUGAGACAACAAUUGCAAGCUUCGAUUAAUGCCAAGUGUGAGGCAGUCAGGAAGUAUGAAGAAGUGCAACAUAAAAUGACUGAAAUUGAGUUCAAGGAAAAAAGAUUCGACCAAGAAAGAAUCUUGACUCAAAAUCAGAUUGAAAUGAUUUCGAAUGACUUGACAAGAAACAUUUUGGAACUCCAACAAAGCCGAAAGGAAUCGACAAUGAGGAUCAUGAUGUUGGAAAGUAAAUUGCAUGAAAAAAGUACGGAACUGAAGAUGGCAACAAUGAAUGAGGCACAGUUGAGAGAAUCUAAUGAAAUGUUGACUGCUAAAGUCGAGGAAAUGUCCAAGGAAAUCCUGAAGCUCAAUGAAGAAUUUUCAGCAUCAAUGAAAAAGUACCAGCAUGAAUUAUCUUCAAAAACAAGACUAGUCGAAUUAUUCAAGGAGAAAUCGGAAGAUGCUGUGAAUGUCCAAAAGGAAGUGACAUCAGUUGUAUCUGAGUUGAGGGAAUCAUUAAAGGAAGCAACAGAUGAGUACGGAUUAUUGGAAACAAAGUUGAAGCAAAAAGAUAUGGAGCAUCAAAAUCAAGUCGAGGAGCUGACAAAACUCAUUGAAGAUCUUAAACAUGAACUUUUAAAUGGGAAUCAACUUCUUGAAGCUGCAAAGAGAGAAAAUUUGGAAAUUGCUGUAGAAAAAUUGUGUCCAUCGGCAGUACCAAAUCAAAAGCUAUCAAAGUCUGGUCAUUCAAUUACUCAAGUUUACUCGAUGUAUGUCAAUGCCAGUGAGGACCUUGAUGUCCUUAAUUUAGAGCAUGAAAAGUUGAAGGAAACAUUUACAGCAGUUGUACAGGAAAUUGAGGAAAAAGCACCAGAAAUUCAGAAAUGUCAAGUUGAAUUAAGGAAACUCCGUGAAGCUUAUCAGACACUCAGUGCUGACUAUCGAGUCUUAAAAGAUGCAAGAAUUAUUGCAGAAGGUAAAGUUGAGAUGCUAAUGGAUGAAGUCAAUAAAGUCACUAAGAAGUAUAAGGAUAUGCAAAGGGAAAAUAAGGAUUUGAGCUCACAAGUUUGUCAAUUGCUGCAUGUCAUUGAAGGUAAACCAAUGAUGAGGAGAGUUAGUAACAACUUUGUUGGUGAUAAUUACGUGACAUUCAGCAAUGUUGAGGAACUUCAAGCUAAUAACUUAAAACUUGUUGCAUUGGUCCAUGAGAUGUCUGAUGCAAUUAAUCAAAUCGAAGAUACAAAGACUGUUAAGCAGGAAGUUGAUGCUAAUUCGAGCACUUUGAAAAUUGCUGCUGUUGAGUCAAAGCAGGAACAAGUUGAGAAGUUGGAAGUAUCAGUAAUUGAAAGCAAGGAAUAUCUUGAAGUAUCCCAAAAGUUGCACCAAUCCGAAGAAAGUCUCAACAGCCUUAAAUCAAAGCACCAAGAAACUCUAGACAAGAAGAUUGCAGCCAUUGAGCAACUCAAUAGUCAACUCGACCAAGUUAAGUCACAACUGUCAGAGACAUCAGGAACAAACUACAAACUACGUGCAGAAAUUGAACACAAAGAAGCUCAACUAAAGAUCCAACAAAAGAACAUCGAAUCUACAAAGAGGAAGCUUCAAAGUAUGGAAGACAAGACUAAGAAUUCAGGUACAACAAUGGCUAAACUUGAAGUUUCAUUGACUCACUUGCGUGAUGAACUUCAGUCAUGCUCAACAAAAUUAAGCAGAUCUGAGAUUACAAUUGUAAAUUUAACAAAGGAGAACAAGAAUUUGAUCAAAUUAGAAGCUCAACUAACAACUGAAAAUGAAAUGUACAAGAAGCAGCAACAAAUUCAAACUCAAAUGAUGAGCAGCCUCGAGUCCAUUAAAGCAACUCUCGAAAGACAAGAAAACGAAAAAAGCUCAACAAAAAUGGCUGAAAAAUUGGAUGAAAUGAGCGAUAAAUGUGAGGAGCUCCAACAAAUGCUUAAAAAUGAGAAGAAGAACUUUGAAGACUUUGAAGUGCAAGCAAAUGCAACAAUUGAGGAACUUGAAGGUGAGCUCCAGCGUGUACAUGAUGAACUUUUGAUGGCAAAUGAAGAAAUUGACAAAAAGUCAAAGAAAAUUGAGGAAAUUUCAAAGAAAGCUUUAACAAAAGAUGAAGAAAGCCAGUCAGAUCCUGAAAGUGACACAGAAAUUGCGAAAUUGAAGGAAAACAUGUCACAAUUAAGGAAGAUUGGUAAGCGCUAUAAGGAUCAAUAUUUAUCAUUAAAGGAACAAUUUGAUACACUCAAGUCUGAAAAUGAAAAAUUAUUAGUACAAAUUGGGGAUGAAACCUCAAAACUUAAUGAAAGCAUCGAACAAGAAGCAUCAACAAAAACUUUACUUGUAAAGGCACGAAGCAUCAUCACGAAAUUGAGUGAAGAAAAUGAAGAUCUGAAGCUGCAAAAGGAAGAAGUUGAGAAAAAGGUCAGCGAUUCAAUUCAAAAGGAUUCACAAUGUUUCAUCUCAUGUGUUGGCUCAUCUGCUGAUUUGGAAGUAUUUACAACAUCCAUUGAACUUCCAGUAGCUCAAAGUGAAGGCAUGGUUGAUGAAUCUACUGUUGUUGAACAGACUCUAGUUCAGGAUCAACAAAUGGAAGCAAUUAAAGUAGAAGAAACAAAAUCACCAAAAGCUGUGACUCAAAAGCGAGCACGAGAAGACGAUGCAGAGGGUCAAGUUGAGGAAGUAGCAACAGAUAAGUCGGAUCCAAAAGAAGCAACAGAAAAACGCAUCAAAAUUGAUGAAGUCAAAAGUUUAACAAUUGAAAAAUCCGAAUCAUCCAAAGUUGAAGAAUCUGUUGCAUUGGAAGUGGAAGUAGAAAGUCAAGUUGAGAACCAAACUGAAGAAACUCUUGAAAUUCAAGAAAUCUCAUCAGAAAUUGAAAAUGAGGAAAAUAAAUCAGUUGAAGAAGUAAAAGUUGAUGGAGACAAAGCUGACAAUCAAGAAACUGGUGACAAGGAAGCAGAAGCUGCACAAAAUGCAAGGAAUGAAGUGGUUGAAGACAAAAUAGAAGCAGUAGUUGCUGAUAAUUGUGAUGUUAUUACAUUAGAUUAAAAUUGAAUAUGGAAUUUUAUUAUAAACAUUUUGAAAAAAUUAAUAAAUUUAUUAAAAUUGAAAACUUAAUCAACUUUUUUUCUUAAUUUUGUUUGUGACAAUUAAACGCAAUCACUGGACUUUUACAGUGGGCAAUUACAAGUUUUUAGAUUUAAU